Molecule: messenger RNA, 489 nt
Organism: Camellia sinensis
Lineage: Eukaryota; Viridiplantae; Streptophyta; Magnoliopsida; Ericales; Theaceae
Source: RefSeq, a predicted model, not a curated record
AUGUCCUUAUCAGAGGUGGCUGUAAAAAGGGUUCGUUCAUCAACAAAGAUUUCUUUCUCUAAUGAGGAUAUGACAUGGGUCCAUCAUCCCCAUAAUGACGCAUUGGUAGUAAUACUACAAAUUGGGGAAUUCGAUGUCAAAAUGAUAUUGAUCGACCUAGGUAGUUCGAUCGAAAUCUUGUACUACGAACUUUUCAAAAAACUAGGGUUGUCUCAUGAAGCCCUGCUCAAUGUGGAAUACCCACUCUAUGGCUUCAACUCGAGCCCAGUAUUCUCUUUAGGAUGCAUAUUCCUGUCAGUCAAGGCCGGAGAAACAGUCCACCAAGUCAAGUUUCAGGUGGUCAACGUGCCAUCUCCUUAUAAUGCCAUAAUGGGUAGAACUUGGCUCCACCAAAUGGAAGCUGUUCCAUCUACCUUCCACCAGGUUCUACGCUUUCCAAAAGCUAACAUUGUCAAGACCAUUCGAGGGGACCAAAUAAUGGCAAAAUGA